AUGCAGUAUACGGUAGCGAUACUACCUUUGCUAGCACUACUUGUGCUUGCAAUUCCCGUCGAUCAACAACACCGUGUGGUCUACGAUGCCAACGGUAACCUGCAUCUGGUCAACCCAAACCUGUACACUGUUGUUGAUGCCGAGGUGGAGCCGAGGUUCAACGCCGACACCGAUAUAAUCUUCCGUCUAUUCACCCGUUCCAACCCUAACGAAGGCCAAGUACUUGGUUGGAAUGAUCCCAGUUCAGUUCAGAAUUCUCACUUCAAUCCGGCCCAUCCUACACGAUUCACAAUCCAUGGCUGGAACAACGAUGGAUCAUCUGCCGUGAACACUAAUAUUCGCCAAAACUACCUGGCUGUCGGUGAUUUUAAUGUUAUCAGCGUUGAUUGGGGCGCAGGAGCGCAAACAAUCAACUACAUCAGUGCCAGAAAUCGAGUGAGUAUCGUUGGGGAGAUCACAUCCCGCCUGAUCAACACACUAAUGGCAGCGGCCGGAGCAACUCGAAACAGUAUCAGUGUUAUCGGACAUAGUUUGGGAGCGCACGCUGCUGGUAAUGCGGGUAAAUUCCAAAAUGGUCAACUCCAAUCGGUCAUUGGUUUGGAUCCGGCUGGUCCGCUUUUCUCCAUGGGCCAAUCCGAUAUUCUGACCCCGAACGAUGCCCAAUAUGUUGAGGCCAUAUUUUCUAACGCUGGUACGUUGGGAUUCGAUUUACCUCUGGGACAUUCCAAUUUUUAUCCCAAUGGAGGACGUUCUCAGCCCGGAUGUGGCAUCGACCUGGCGGGAACUUGUGCUCACUCGCGCGCACAUGAAAUGUUCGCUGAAUCCAUUUCGACCUCGACCGGUUUCCGAGCGACCCGAUGUGCUUCCCACGAUGAAAUCGUUUCUGGAGGAUGCACUUCCAGUGGGGCGGAUGCGAUGAUGGGUGGAGAACCGUCCAACCAUGGCCGCGGUGUGAAUGGUGUUUUCCGCCUGAAUACCAAUUCCGGAACUCCAUUCGCUCAGGGUUAA
Molecule: messenger RNA, 1008 nt
Organism: Sabethes cyaneus
Lineage: Eukaryota; Metazoa; Arthropoda; Insecta; Diptera; Culicidae
Product: pancreatic triacylglycerol lipase-like
Exons: 2
Coding region: 1-1008 (335 amino acids)
Biological process (GO): lipid metabolic process
Molecular function (GO): lipase activity
Source: RefSeq, a predicted model, not a curated record